Thelazia callipaeda (thelaziosis nematode) is the source of this 1851-nucleotide messenger RNA. Lineage: Eukaryota; Metazoa; Nematoda; Chromadorea; Rhabditida; Thelaziidae. The record is from the annotation of a GenBank genome assembly.
AUGUCACAUUUUUCAGAUGUGCGAGAUCAGCUUAAGGAGAUGAAAAGUGGUGAUGAGGUUAGACAGUUACAUGAAUUACGAACCAAAUUAAAUGUAAUUAACGCUCAUUCCUCGGAGUCAAUGAAGAAAAGUGUCUUUUCAAACUACCAAAAGUUUAUCAAUACUGCCAAAGAAGUUUCACAUUUGGAACGAGAAAUAUACCAACUUUCAUCGUUGUUAUCGGACCAGAGAAUGCUUAUUGAAUCGUUGAUGCAAAUGACUGGAGAAGAUCGUUCUUCUAUUGGGACUUUUAGUUUGCAUGCUUCAUCCUUUAAUAUCAAUCCAAUAAACAUAUUGAUGCAAAAAAUGGAUGGUGUCGCUGCUUUAUUGAAUAACUUGUCAAACUCUGACCAAAUUAUCAUGUACGGUGAAGUAAUUCAACUCGACAACGACAGCAUGAGACCACAGCAGAGUGUGAUGCUUAUUUUGUUAUCAGAUCGACUGCUUAUUGGACAGUCGUCCUCAGGAAAAUGUCGUUUCCAGUUUGAAUCUUCACAUCCAUUGAAUAACUUAGCAGCUGUUAAUAUCAAAGAUGGAGAAAAUUCUGAAGUGGCUACUAGCAUGUUCAAGUUGUUGAUUUUUCCCGGUCAAAGAAUUUUUCUUGCUGAAAGUGCUAGAGUUAAAAAAGAAUGGUUAGAAUGCAUUGACAACGCGAAAAAAGAAAUGCUACAUGAAGGAUCGUUAGUACGUCAAGCAACUAUUCGAGGAAAGCGUUGUAAAGACUUAUCAGCUAAGGCUAAAGUCACUACUCAUCUUAUGCCAGUUGCAGAAUCAGUAGCAAUUAAGUCACCAGAUGAAAGCGCAUGGCUUAGCGAAUUGCCCGCAGAACUAGAUGAUUGCAUAGCUCAUCGAGAUAUGGAGCAUGCGGUUGAACUGAUUAUGGAAUGGAAGAGUUGUGGUUCACGAGAAGCCGCAAUUGAUGCACAAUUAGUUCUACGUGAAACUCAAAUUGUACAGUUAUUGUGUGAGGAGGUUCGUCGUCCGGGUGCUUUGCACGGCGGCCCACGAGCUGUUAGGAAAGCAAUAAAUCUUUUGACGGCUCUUGGUCGAGCAUCACAAGCAGUUGAUCUUUAUUUGAAAAAAAGAAGUACUGUGCUGCGAACAAGUACGAGAGAACUUACAAUGAGCGAAGAACCUUUAUCGUAUGUACGACAGUUAUCACAGCAGUUUUUGGACGUAAUAUCAGACGUUGUAAAAGAAUUCUCCAUGCAGCCAGAACACUUUUCCCUCAUAUUACAUUGGUGUUCGGGGGAAUUAAGUAUUUUAUUAUCUUUAAUACGAAGGCAUGUUAUUGAGGUAGCUCCUACAAUUGCAGUACUUGCGCAUACUUGGCGUAUACUGAUGACACAUUGUAAUAGUUUAACUGCAGUGGGCGUUGAUUUGACUUUCGAAGUGCAUCGAUUACUUGCACCAUCACUUAAAAUUGCAAUAAAAACAAAUUUUACAAAUAUUAUCGAGUCUAUUCGGCUGCGAAUUUCAGAAGAACGUUGGAGAGCAUAUAACAUAGAAAGUGAAUCAAAUGUAAAUCGUUUUGUGGAGGAAAUGUCUGACAUGGGACUUGCCGUCGAUUGGGCUUUGUCUACAACUCAACGUUCAUCAAUUAACAUUACUCAAAAUGCCUGUCAUUUUUCACGUGUUGCUUAUUCUCUAGCUCGUGAUCUUCUGUUACCUCUUUGUGAUACUAUUUACAAUGGAUCAGCAACAGGAAUUUUGUUCGAGCUUUUGGAAACAAAGUUCGAAAGUUUGUUACAGUAUCGAAGUGAUGAAAAUAGUCAUACGAAUUCUAGUGACGAAGAAGUAGCUCAUGUGUAG